Molecule: messenger RNA, 3785 nt
Organism: Chinchilla lanigera (long-tailed chinchilla)
Lineage: Eukaryota; Metazoa; Chordata; Mammalia; Rodentia; Chinchillidae
Gene: Fhod1
Product: formin homology 2 domain containing 1
Exons: 24
Coding region: 15-3587 (1190 amino acids)
Biological process (GO): actin filament network formation; cortical actin cytoskeleton organization
Cellular component (GO): cytoplasm; cytoskeleton
Molecular function (GO): actin filament binding
Source: RefSeq, a predicted model, not a curated record
CCGGUGGCCGAGCCAUGGCGGGCGAGGAAGACUGCGGGGACGGGGAGCCGGUAUCUGUGGUGACCGUAAGGGUGCAGUACUUGGAAGACACCGACCCCUUUGCAUGUGCCAACUUCCCGGAGCCACGCCGGGCCCCCACCUGCACUCUGGACGGAGCGCUGCCUCUGAGCACUCAGAUAGCCGCACUGCACCGCCUGUUGGGGGCGCCACUUAAGCUGGAGGACUGUGCCCUGCAAGUGUCUCCCUCUGGAUACUACCUGGAUCUGGAGUUGUCCUUGGAAGAGCAGCGGGAGAUGCUGGAGAGCUUCUAUGAAGAGAUCAGCAAAGGGCGAAAGCCCACAGUGAUCCUGCGGACCCAGCUCUCCGUGAGGGUCAACACUAUCUUGGAAAAGUUGUAUGGCUCCAGUGGCCCUGAACUCCGCCGCUCUCUCUUCUCACUGAAGCAGAUCUUCCAGGAAGACAAGGACUUGGUGCCUGAAUUCGUGCACUCAGAGGGGCUGAAUUGCCUGAUCCGUGUGGGUGCUGCUGCUGAUCACAACUACCAGAGCUACAUUCUUCGAGCCCUGGGCCAGCUGAUGCUCUUUGUGGACGGGAUGCUGGGGGUGGUGGCCCACAGUGAGACAGUGCAGUGGCUAUAUACACUGUGUGCCAGCCUGUCCCGCUUGGUGGUGAAGACAGCUCUGAAGCUGCUGCUAGUUUUUGUAGAAUAUUCUGAGAGCAACGCACCGCUUUUCAUCCAGGCAGUGAACUCUGUGGCCAGCACCACAGGUGCUCUCCCCUGGGCCAAUCUGAUAUCCAUCCUAGAGGAGAAGAACGGUGCUGAUGCAGAGCUAUUGGUGUACACUGUCACUCUCAUCAACAAGACGCUGGCGGCACUCCCGGACCAGGACUCCUUUUAUGACGUGACAGAUGCACUGGAGCAGCAGGGCAUGGAAGCGCUGGUCCAGCGCCACCUGGGCACCGCUGGCACCGACGUCGACCUGCGCACACAGCUUAUGCUCUACGAGAGAGCCCUGCGGUUGGAGGAUGGAGACAUGGAGGAAGCUGCAGCCGCUGCAGCUGCGGGUGGUCGACGGGAGCGAAGAAAGCCCUCUUCAGAGGAGGGCAAGAGGAGCCGCAGAUCUCUGGAGGGUGGGGGCUGCUUUGUGCGUGCCCCUGAACCUGGCCCUAUAGGCCCCGCCUCAUCGAUAGGCCCCACCUCCUCCACUGGCCUCCUGCCAAGCCCCAUCUCCAGCCCAGUGGGCUUAGCCUCUGGCCUCUGUACCUCGGCGAACCUCUUUCCUACCAUUUCCUUGGCGCCCUCCAUCGACAGCUCUGGAGAGAGAAGUGUCUACAAACUUCACCAAACUGCUCCCAUUUGGGCCCCAGAGAGCCCACCUGUCCCCCAGUCCCCUACCGUGCAGGCCGGGCUAAAAGCCCGGUUUUUGGAAAAUAUGGCAGCAGCAGAAACAGAGAAGCAGGCUGUGCUGGCCCAGGGCCGGGCAGAGACACUGGCAGGGGCCACACCAGAUGAAGCAGAUGGACCUCCAGGCUCACGAGAACUGUGGGGCUCCCCAGAGCCAGCCUCUGCACCCAGAACACCCCAGAGCACUGUUCCCCGAAUCCUGCUCCAAGCCCAGCAGAGCCUUGAGCCAGAGCACAAGGAGCCACUGACACCACCAAGCCCCAAGGCUGAGCCCAUCCCGGAGAUCCCUACCCGGGUAUCCAAGCUCUGCAUUGGGGACCUGGACUUCUCAGAUCUGGGGGAGGAUGAAGAUAAGGACAUGCUGAACGUGGAGUCUGUGGAGGCUGGAAAAGGAAUACCACACCCACCACCUCUACUGCCCCUGCAAUCUGCAGGCCCCCCACCUCCUCCACCCCCACUUCCGCUAUCCAUCAAAGGCCCCUGCCCCCCACCUCCACCCCUGGCGGCCCCUCCUCCCCGCUCAGCACUUGAUGGCCCACUUCUCCCCACCAAGAGAAAGACAGUAAAACUCUUCUGGCGGGAGCUGAAGCUAGCUGGGGGUCAUACAGGCUCUGCAAGCCGCUUUGGGCCCUCCCCGACCCUGUGGGCCUCCCUUGAGCCUGUUUCAGUGGACACAGCACGGCUGGAACACCUCUUUGAGUCACGAGCCAAAGAUGUGUUACCUUCCAAGAAAGCUGGUGAGGGCCGCCGAACAAUGACUGUAGUACUGGACCCCAAGCGCAGCAAUGCCAUCAACAUUGGUCUAACCACUUUGCCACCUGUGCAUGUCAUUAAGGCUGCCCUGCUCAACUUUGAUGAAUUUGCUGUCAGCAAGGAUGGCAUUGAGAAACUACUGACCAUGAUGCCCACGGAGGAAGAGAAGCAGAAGAUCCAGGAAGCCCAGCUAGCCAACCCUGAUGUGCCCCUGGGCCCAGCUGAGAAUUUCCUGAUGACUCUUGCUUCCAUUGGGGGCCUGGCUGCCCGCCUACAACUCUGGGCCUUCAAGCUGGACUAUGACAGCAUGGAGCGGGAAAUUGCAGAGCCACUGUUUGACCUAAAAGUGGGCAUGGAACAGCUGGUACAGAACACCACCUUCCGCUGCAUCCUGGCUACCCUGCUGGCUGUGGGCAACUUCCUCAAUGGGUCCCAGAGCAGCGGCUUUGAAUUGAGCUACCUGGAGAAGGUGUCAGAAGUGAAGGACACGGUGCGCCGGCAGUCACUGCUGUACCAUCUCUGCUCUCUGGUACUCCAGACUCGGCCUGAUUCCUCCGACCUCUACUCAGAGAUCCCUGCCCUGACCCGCUGUGCCAAGGUGGACUUUGAGCAGUUGACUGAAAACCUGGGGCAGCUGGAGCGCCGGAGCCGGACAGCUGAGGAAAGCUUGCGGAGCUUGGCCAAGCAUGAGCUGGCCCCAGCCCUGCGUGCCCGCCUCACCCACUUCCUGGCCCAGUGUUCCCGCCGUGUUGCCAUGCUGAAGGUAGUGCACCGCCGUGUCUGCAACAGGUUCCACGCCUUCCUGCUCUACCUGGGCUACACUGCACAGGCAGCUCGUGAAGUACGCAUCAUGCAAUUCUGCCACAUUCUGCGGGAGUUUGCACUCGAGUAUCGGACUUGCUGGGAACGGGUACUGCAGCAUCAGAAGAAGCGAGCCACUUACCGUGAACGUAACAAGACCCGGGGACGCAUGAUCACUGAGACAGAGAAGUUCUCAUGUGUGACUGGGGAAGUCUCCAACAACCCAUCUGUCCCAGUGGCCGUGGGGAGUGGGCCAGGCCAGGGUGAUGCCAACAGUCAUGCCAGUAUGAAGAGUCUGCUGACCAGCAGACCGGAGAACACUACACAUGGCCGCCGCAGCAGAGGCAUGGUCCAGAGUAGCUCCCCAACUGUGUCUACAGCAGUGGGGCCCUCUACUGCACUGCCUGAUGAACCCCCAGGCUCGAGUUUACCCAGUGAUACAUCAGAUGAGAUCAUGGACCUAUUAGUGCAAUCAGUAACUAAGAACAGUCCUCGAGCCUUAGCUGCUCGAGAAAGGAAGCGUUCCCGUGGCAACCGAAAAUCUUUGAGACGGACGUUGAAGAAUGGGCUUGGAGACGACCUGGUGCAGGCACUAGGACUGAGCAAGACUCCUGGACUGGAGGUGUGAGGGUGCUGCCUCCACUGAUCCUGUCGUAUACGAGACUGUAGAACAAAGAGGGCCCAGCACAGAAUUCCGGUCCCAGAACCUUGUGCUCAGGGGCCAGUGCUUUUAGCAGUAUUAGGUGUGUGUGUGUGUGUGUGUGUACAUGCGUGUAUGUGAGCUCCCUACUCAAGGGGCAAAAUAAAGUUUUCUUAGCUAAUCUAA